Fonsecaea erecta is the source of this 1524-nucleotide messenger RNA. RefSeq lists its product as hypothetical. The transcript has 6 exons. NCBI's taxonomy places the organism in Eukaryota, Fungi, Ascomycota, Eurotiomycetes, Chaetothyriales, Herpotrichiellaceae. The record is from RefSeq and is a predicted model, not a curated record. The coding region runs from base 1 to 1524 and encodes 507 amino acids.
AUGGAUCCAAACAAAUACGAUGGUGACAUUCAUCAAGUGCCAAUCCCAAUGGACUUGGAUACAGAUGACAACAGUCCCUCUGGCUUGACUGAAAAAAGUCCCUCUUCAUUAUCCACCAGGAUUAAGACUGAGCCUAUUGAUAAUGAGUCCAUUAUCAACGAGUCCUUCGGCGAUGAUUCAUCCGUUGAUAUCGAAGGGUUCUCUCCUCCUUCAAAGAAAGUCAAGACUGAGCAUGAUGUUGAUGAUAAUAUGGCCAUGGAACAAGCUGAAACUGGUCGUCGUCUCUCGGACCUACAGGAACUGUUCACCAAGCACAAGGGCGGCCGUAAGGUUGGUAGUGGUGCCGGCGAGAAGAGAAAGCAGGCUGGUCAGUAUUCACAGAAUAAAAAUACUGUGAAAACCAAUACACGCUUUGCCAAAAUGAACGAUGCUCAGAAAGAAGACUCCCGCGCCCAUGCUGCUGAUCGCGUGGCGAAGAGCCGGGCUCUCAAGAAGCUACGCCAAUCAGAGGAGUACCAGCAGAUGACCUCGGAAGAAAGAGGUAUUGCAGAGCAACUCGUCGCAGCAGAGCUAAAUGAGGCAAGAGCACAAGCAGGCUACUCCAGGGAGUUUGUCCGCAGCAAAUUGGUGGCUGAAAAAACUCUCUUGGAAGAGAAAAUAGGUCGCCACGAAGAGUUUCUCGCGCUACAUAGCGAGCUUGCGAGAGAAAACCCUGAGCAUGCAAUAUUCUGGGAGGAUAUUGAUAGUGAGGAUGAGAAUGCUCCCUUGGCCUCAGUCAAGGUGGGCUUUGUUGAUGAGAUCAAGGAUGACACUGUCAUUUUGGACCAGGCUGUUGAGAUGGCAUUUCUGGAUGCAAUCUCUCAGGAUUUAGAGCCUGUGGAGUCGCUUACGGGUUCUCGAGAGCCCCUGGAUGUGACUGCGGCGGCCCAGGCAGCUGAAACUCGACAAAGCCUCAACCCUAGCAAAUUGUCUCACAGCUUCCAAAUGUGGAUCAUGUUCAGAAAUGCUCGUGUGCAACACUUGGCCGACCUGGAGAAUAAGCUGAGGGAGCUCCACAAAAUGGGUGGACUCUUUACCUACAGCUACGAUAUCAAAGCAAUUACGGCUGCGAUUGAGGCAGGACAGCUUACCCUCAAAGGUUCUAAGCUUGCGAAAUAUGACCAAUGUCUGCCAUUCAUUGUCCAGGGCGAGCCCACUCUUGCUGCUGCUAAGCUCUACAGAGACAAACGCCUUCAUCCUGGGCGGUUUUUCAAUGAAUAUGAUCGCGGUCUCUUGAGAUGCCUUUGGGGUGCCGACGAAGAAGAGUGGAUUGAACUCCCUGGUCCUGCCGACUUCUGGCCUGAUGAUCCUACCUGGUACUCUGCCAAUGGCUUUGAACCAAGAAUCGACCAAAGCGCCAACUACAAACGGGCUUUGGCAGCUUUGGAUAGUGACUUCGUCGAGGGGUGGGAAGACCAUCUUUUUCAUGAACAUGCCCCGUACGACUUGGUGUGGAACAAAUUCUUCGGGCUCUUUGGUGCCUGA